Messenger RNA from Dicentrarchus labrax (European seabass), 3325 nucleotides. It is a transcript of the gene pipox, whose product is annotated as pipecolic acid oxidase. The coding region runs from base 48 to 1214 and encodes 388 amino acids. The transcript is spliced from 8 exons. Gene Ontology annotation, molecular function: L-pipecolate oxidase activity; sarcosine oxidase activity; flavin adenine dinucleotide binding. The record is from RefSeq and is a predicted model, not a curated record. NCBI's taxonomy places the organism in Eukaryota, Metazoa, Chordata, Actinopteri, Moronidae. Gene Ontology annotation, cellular component: peroxisome.
AGUGAAAUGAAUGUGCGUGGUGUAGUUCAGAGCGAAAUAUAGCGGAGAUGUCGAGUAAAGCGGAGUAUGACUGCAUAGUGAUCGGGGCCGGAGUCCAGGGCUCCUUCACGGCCUAUCAGCUGGCAAAGAAGAACAGGAAGACUCUUCUGCUGGAGCAGUUUGUCCUGCCCCACUCCCGGGGGAGCUCCCAUGGCCAGACCCGCAUCAUUCGCAAGGCCUACGAGCAGGACUUCUACACCCACAUGAUGGAGGAGUGCUACGAGCUGUGGGCUCAGCUGGAGAGGGAGGCGGGUGUCAAACUGUACAGACAAACAGGACUCCUGGUGAUGGGACCAGAGAACAGUCAGAGUUACCAGCUGUUUAAGAACACCCUGCAGAGGAACAAGGUUCCUACGGUGGUCCUGACCUCUGACAACUUCAACCAGCACAUUCCUCAUGUCAACCUGGCUAUGGGAGAUGGAGCAUUGGUGGACAUAACUGCUGGAGUUUUGUAUGCUGACCGCGCACUCAAGACUGUACAGGGGCAGUUUCAGAAGUUGGGUGGGGCCAUAAGAGACAAAGAGGUGGUGACGGACAUCAAGCCUGGCCCUGUUGUGACGGUGUCAACCUCUGCUGGUGUUUAUCGAGCCAAGAGUGUGGUGAUCACCGCUGGAGCCUGGGCUAACAAACUGCUGGCACACACUGGCUUACAGCUGCCACUAGAGGUGGUGAAGAUCAACGUAUGCUACUGGAAAGAGAAGGUUCCGGGAUCAUACAAUGUGAAGCAGCGCUUUCCCUGCUUCUUGCUGACUGAGGGUGAGGAGUCUAAAGAGCAUAUCUACGGUCUCCCAUCCAAUGAGUACCCAGGCCUGGUGAAGAUAUGUUACCACAUGGGCAGUGAGACAGACCCAGACCAGAGAGACAAGCAGACAGACCGGUCCGAUAUCGACAUCCUUCAGCGCUAUGUCGCCCGCUGUUUACCUGGCCUGAUCCCUGAACCUGCUGUGGUGGAGAGCUGCAUGUACACGCUAACGCCUGACCGUCACUUUGUGCUGGAUUGCCACCCCAACUACAGCAACAUUGUGAUUGGAGCCGGAUUCUCAGGUCACGGCUUUAAGUUUGGACCAAUCAUUGGCAAGCUUCUGUGUGAACUCAGCCUGGGAGAAGUGCCCUCCUGUGACCUUUCACCUUUCCGAGUCAAACGCUUCCAGGGAAAGACUAAAUCAGCUUUAUAGAGCUGGAAAUGGAUAUCCGGAGCAUCUGCAGAUCAAGUCUUAACUCAUUGUAACUUUAGUAUGAUUAGAGAUUCUCGUGGUAAUUUAGCACUAAGUUGUCAAACACAAUCACACAGUGGCCACAUGUUUGUCUGCAGGUUUAUUUGAUGUUGCCAGUUAACCCUUCCUAAGCCCCAGCCCCUUCUACUCUGUGCUUCAAUAUUAGUUGAGGAAGGUUUGAUCAGACCAGUCAACCUUCUCCUAUAUAUAGUCAUAGUUUGAGUUAGCUAGAUAGUGUUAGCAAAACGCUAACAGCUAAGCUAACUAGCCAACUAACAAUUGUUAGAAAUUAGCGGUCUAGUUAGCUAGUAUUCUGGUAACAGCUAUCUUAAGAUGGGAAUAUGUCGCUUUUAUCUUUUAACAAUCUUCAAAAUGUGGUUGUCUUUUCAACAUAGAUUAGCCUAGCACAUAGCAUAUCUAAGUACAGGACAGGAGGAAGUUGACCGAGGUUCUGACCGAGGUUUACUCAACUAUUAUUGGAGUACAGAGGGAAAGGGGCGGGGCUUAGGAAGGGUCAAUUCCACAGGGUGCGAUCAAUUGCUUAGCACUCAAGCUUCAUGAAACCAUUUAGUGUGUGUACAUGUUACCACUCUCUGUCUGUACGCUAAAUAUAAAGCUGCAGCCAGCAGGUGAUAGGCUUAGUUUAGCAUGAAGACUGGAAGCACUAGGAAAUUGCUAGUUUGGCUGUAAAAAAAAUCACAUACAAACUCGGAGGCAUUCACUUUUAAAAAUGCCUUUAUUGUUACAGCAUGGUCAAAUUCGAUUUCCGAUGGAUUUCAGCUUUACAGAAGUUCGACUCCCUGAUAAAAGCUUGAUGCUUUUUAGGUCUAACUUGAUCAUUCUGUAACAAUAAAGACAGGAAUUUCUUGUAAUUGUUGUGUCCAUAUGUAUACUAAUCCAAAGAACACCUCAAACAAAAAUCUAAUUGAGCCGAGGAAGCGCUCCUUUUAACUACUCCUGUUGUGUUCAAGGUUUUAAAAGCCACUUUUGCUAAUGGGUGAAUCUCAUUUGUUUAAUCCAUACACAAACAGAAAUGCAAAAGUUGUGGUUACACACUAAAACUAUACAGAACACAUCACUACAGAUCACUUUUUAUAGUUUUUUUUAAAUGGAUUUAACAGUCUUAUCUAACUCUGGGCAAGGAGGUGAACAUUCGCUAUUCACAUAGGAGAGAGGUAGAAACCUGGUUUGCCCAGCUAGAUUUCUCUUGAAAAAAAAAAAUUCUUGGCCACAUAUACAGGUGUCUAAUUGAUGCAUGCAUGUGCAUGACAAAGAAAGGGCAUCAGGAUGAAAGGAGAGAUCAUUUCAUGUGGCAAUGCAAAGUCAGACUGAAACGUAAACUGGUGGAAAACAGCUUUUAGAAGUCUUGUUUUGUGUAAAUUUCACACAUUUGCAUAAAAAAAGAGCCACAACGUUCAAGUACUACAAGAAAGCACAAUUUUCAGAAAAUAUUUCCAUUACUAACAUAAUUGCAGUUUAUCUAUAUUUUUUUUAUAUCAUAAUUUUACAUUAUCUCUGUUGUUCGCAGCCAAACUUUGAAUUGAUAGGAAACAACUAGAAACAAUUUCAAAAUAAUAAUCCUGUGGGCCAGAUGUUUUUGACACCAUGUUGUGGGCCGAGGGAGGGGGAUGGAGGGCUGGAAAUGGCCCCCAGGCUGGCAGAGAUUACCUAGUUUCUUGUGUUCAACACCUACUGAAUUACAGAAGUGGAAAAUUCUCCUUGUGGGUGGUGAAAGACAGGAACACCAGAUUCCUGUCACCAGACAGCAGUCCACCUGAGCUGCAUAUGGAGCUACAGAGCUUGCAAUAGCAAGUGGUACUUGUCCUCUUCAGUAUUAUUUUAAUACUUAGUCCACAGUGCUGUGCAACAUCGAACCCACAGAAACAACCUUUAGAAUAAGAAGUCUAGUUGUCGUUCAAAGCAACAAGAAUCUAAUGUAAUGAACUGGGAAUAAACUAAUACUGCCUUGAUUUUGACCAGAGAAUCAACAUCAACAACUAGAUUCUAACAUUGUUGUGCAAUUGUAAAUUCAGCCAUCUGUGACAAAUGGUAAUAAAGAAAGCUAUAAUCUC